GUCAUAUUCAAUAUCAUCAUCGAGGGGAUUUCGUGUUUAUUUCCCGCUCUUUUACGUAACGACAUCAGUGUGACGCCAUUAUGGAAUUUCUUGGGCAUAUUUUUUGCCAUACGUGUUUUGUUUCUGCUCACAGCUUCCUAUUGGUCGGGUGAUGAUUCAGGAGAAAAAUCUGUCUGCUUGACAUUUGGUGUUUUUUUCUUUGUUCUGGCGAUGGCCAUUUUGGUAGUCGAUGAAUCUAUGUUGGAGUUCAAUUUGGACUCGGGUUAUGAAAUAUUCUCUGAAGAAGCUGAAUUAUUUUUGAAGAAACAAGGAUUCACACGAGAAGGUGGAUCCGCUCCAAUAUGGAUUUUCAAACUCGCGCUCGCUGUUAUCUCGGGAAUUAUCGGAGCCUUUCUCGGCUUUCCUGGCAUUAGAAUAUCAAUAAUGUUCUUGGAUUUGAUAGAGCAAUACAAAUCUAACAGGUUGCUUCUUGUCCUUUUUUAUGUAAAUUUCUUCGCUCCUCUUUGUCUUGUUUUAUUGUGGAUCAAACCUUUGGCUCGCGAAUACUUCACGAGCAGAAAUAAUUCAUUUUCAGUAUCGGACUCAAACUUUGAUAACAUUCGAAUUGGAGUCAUCUUACUUUGUUGUCUUAUGCGGUUUUCCUUACCAAAAUGCAUCUACAGGCUUUCUUAG
Messenger RNA from Xenia sp. Carnegie-2017, 672 nucleotides. Its product is annotated as transmembrane protein 161B-like. Lineage: Eukaryota; Metazoa; Cnidaria; Anthozoa; Malacalcyonacea; Xeniidae. The record is from RefSeq and is a predicted model, not a curated record. The transcript is spliced from 6 exons. The coding region runs from base 211 to 672 and encodes 153 amino acids.